This is a messenger RNA of Cooperia oncophora, 384 nucleotides long. The record is from the annotation of a GenBank genome assembly. NCBI's taxonomy places the organism in Eukaryota, Metazoa, Nematoda, Chromadorea, Rhabditida, Trichostrongylidae.
AUGGACAUGCUACGCUUCCACAAGUUCACAGUUGGUGGAGCGUGGCUACCAGAGUACGGUAAUCCUGAUGUGGAGAAGGAUUUCAAUUUCAUCUAUAGGUCAGUAUUCCCCAUAAUCAAAUUCCCCGAAGAUGGACAAUGGCCAUCUACCUUGAUGAUGACUGCUGAUCAUGACGAUCGCGUUGUUCCAAGUCAUACGUUGAAGUAUGCGGCUGCAUUGUAUGAGAAGGCCAAACAGCACGAACUCCAGACAAACCCACUUCUAGUCCGCGUCGAGGUCAAGGCUGGUCAUGGUGCUGGGAAGCCUACUGCCAAAGUGAUAGCUGAAAUUGUUGAUAUGUACAGUUUCCUGCAGAGAGUUCUAAACCUCGAAUGGAGAGACUGA